AUGGAGCUCACCAUGGAGAACAUUCACAGCGUCUCCGCGCACUCCCAGGCGGGGGACCUUAUGAGCUCUCCGCACACGCGACCGUCUCCGUCCCCCUGCUCCACUCCACGGAAUCUGGUCUCGCACGCCCACGGCGCACGGUCGGCGAUGGUCACCGGCAUGGCCUCGCUCCUGGAGGGCUCCGGCGGGGACUACCGGACUGACCCGUCUGCGCUCUCCGGCCACCUGCAUCCGUCCAUCAGCAUGUGCGAGACCGGCAUGAGCCUUAGCAACACGUACACCACCCUGACGCCCCUGCAGCAUCUACCUCCGAUAUCCACCGUCUCGGAUAAGUUCCACCACCCGCACUCACACCACCAUGCUGCUGCUCACCAGCGACUCUCCGCCGGGAACGUCAGCGGCAGCUUCACGUUGAUGCGGGAGGACCACCGGGGGCUCGCCUCCAUGGGCAAUCUGUACAGCCACUACCCCAAAGAAAUGUCCGUGUCCGGGAUGGGCCACGGCUCGCUCUCCCCUCUGUCGAGCGGCCUGGGCUCUUUGCACAACUCUCAGCAGCCGCUUUCAGCGUACGGCCCGAGCGCGCACCUCUCCACCGACGCCAAGAUGAUCUCCCCGGUGUCAGGGUUUGAGUCUCACGCCUCCAUGCUGUCCCGAAGUGACCAAGAGCACCUGGCAAGGAGCUUAGGGGGUCACGGCCACGGCAUGAUCUCCAACCUGAACGGCAUGCACCACCACCCGCACAGUCACCUCCACUCCCAGGCGAACGGCGCGGUGAUGCUCGGGGACCGGGAGAGGCACGGCCACGGGGCCGGGCAGGGGGUCGCGGGGUCGAACAUCCAGGCGGAGGAGAUCAACACAAAGGAAGUGGCUCAGAGGAUAACGGCCGAGUUAAAGCGGUACUCCAUCCCGCAGGCCAUAUUCGCCCAGAGGAUCCUGAGCCGGUCGCAGGGAACCCUCUCAGACCUGCUACGGAACCCCAAACCCUGGAGUAAGCUCAAGUCGGGCCGGGAGACCUUCAGGAGGAUGUGGAAGUGGCUGCAGGAGCCCGAGUUUCAGCGGAUGUCCGCUCUCCGGCUGGCCGCAUGUAAACGCAAGGAGGAGGACCGAGGGCGAGAGCGUAACCAGGUGCCAAAGAAGCAGCGACUGGUCUUCACCGACCUGCAGCGACGCACCUUGGUAGCCAUCUUCAGAGAGAACCGCCGGCCCUCCAAAGAGAUGCAGAUCACCAUCUCCCAGCAGCUGGGCCUGGAGCUCUCCACCGUCUCCAACUUCUUCAUGAACUCACGCCGCCGCUCCACGGACCGCUGGGACACAGCAGAGGAGCACGGCCACGGGCUGCACGGCCACAUGCACACUCCUCACGGAAACAGCAGCAGCAACAAUGCCUCACAAAUCCAACCUGGUACCUCCUCUGCCAACACGUUUUCCAAGGCCUGACGGUGGCAGGGCACAUGUUGAACAGAUGCAUGGAGGUUGAAGGAGGGAGGGGGGGGGGGUGGUGUUUAUCAUUAAAGCGGUGGGCCCCUACUCUGAUCCUGCUGAGCUCUAGGGUGUGUAGCCUCUCAUCACUCAUCUGAUUCAUCUGCUCAAAGUGCUGAGGACUUGUGCAGAUGAAUCAGAUUCUCAAAGCUCCCUGUGUUUUCUAUGAAUCUGAAUGCUACUCUUGGGGGCUGACAUGCAUUUCAAAUCGUGACUCUUCAAACCAAUGACCCAGUAGCUGUAGGGGAGUUUCCCUCACACGUGGCUCUUAAUAAAUAAAUCCACCGUAAAACCAAAGAAAAUUCAUCGACACCAAACCAUACCGUGGGUCCGCGUUUAAGCCUCGAAAUGGGAGGAGGGGUUCGCCUGUUGUCUGGGAUGUACACACACACACACACACACACACACACACACACACACACACCAAAGAAUCACUCAUGACAAGGAACCGAUAGCUUUAAGACGGAGAACCUGGAACAGCCACACGGCGCUCUUCACAAAUCAGCCAGAAAUCAGAGAGCACGUGAGUCUGCGGGCCCGUGAUCAACCACUCCUCAUUUCAGCAACACACACGGUGGCUGAUUGAGAGAUGCGUCUGAGUGUCAAUUAUCAGUGAAAUGCUCUCGGCAGGUCCUUUGGCCCUCUCAAGACAUACCAACUCGCAGCUCCGCGUCACCGCUUGCGCGCCGCGUGUGCGUCGUGCGCGUGCAAUGUGCGCAUCCCGCCUGUGAUCCAGGGGUGUAAUUCCUCUGCAGUGAUUCAAUGGUCCAUGUCAGAGUCACAGUGCCACCUGCUGUCAAUUUACACGACCUCUGCACAUGUUGAGAGCAUGUUGCUUUAGUUAUGACUCACGUCUCCAGCAGGCCUUCGACACACCAUAGCCUGCAGUGUAAGAUUUCUAUAAGGACACAGGUGCCAAUACUCUAUAUAAGCAUAAGUGUAGCCCCGGAAACGCCGAACACACAGAGACAAAAUGAUAAAACGUGAUAAAUCCACACAUCCUUUUAUACAUAUUUUGAAUGUUUGUUUCUUAAGACUUGUUGUAUGGCUACAUGGCCAUAGCCGGUGUGGCCACAUGAGAGGAUAUUUUCAGGUUAAGAGGAAAACAAUCAAACCGGGGCUCAGUCCCCACUUUCAAAGGUGUCGUCCCUGAGCGUAGAGUUUAAAGGGAGGGUGGUGGUGAUGAUGGUGGGGGGGUCUGCUCUGUUCUAGUGGCCAAACACAGAGGUCAAAUGUCACAAUAUAGGAUCCUGAGUGCCAAUGAUGUUUGCCUCUUUAUGAUAAUCAGAGAACAGGUGCAGCCUGCUCCUUCGCCAGGCGCCUCACUGCGUCUGGCCCGUGUCAUUACAACCUUCGAACUGCGAGCACUAUAGAGGCAUGUAGCCUAUUCCAUACCUCAGAAAAGAAAAACAUUGAUGCGGUUGACGUGAAACACAACGAAAAUGACUGUAAAUAAUCUUUAAGUUCAUCUCUCUGUCCUAUCUAUUCUCUAUUUAUAUACUCUCUUGCUAACCCCUCCUGUUGUGUGUUUUUUUUUCCCUUUUGUUUUCCCUCCUUACUAUUGAUGCGGGUAAUAUUAGUACCAUAGACACAUGGUUUCUCUCUCAUGACUAUUGUGCUAUGUUGUGCUGAAACUAUAUGUGAAGAAGCACCUUGUUAAAAAAGAUGUAAAAACGUAAAGAUUGAAAAAAAAGGACGAAGAAUCAACACGUCAUAGACUGAUCCUAUGCACAGACAAAGGAAGUGACAAACUGUGCAUAUCUGUUAAUACCUGUGUGAUGGAAUCGCUGGACUGUCUGGACAUGAAGGACCUCUUUCUUGAUCUCUGAACAUUGACCUCCUUUGAACCGGACUGUCACAUUCCUCUGCAGAUGGUGUUUUUGGUUACCAUGAGAACCGCCUCUUUUUUUGUGUGUGUGGGCAAAGCCACUUCUUGUGUAGCAUCUUGUAGCGGGAGAUAAUCAUAUUAGAGAGGAGAAGCAGACCGAAGGAAGAAGGGUGCAGCAGGAGGAGGCACGGAGCACCAGAGGCCUGUCAUCAGACUGGUAGGAAACAGCCAAGUGACAUUCCUCCACAGGUCGGGCUCUGGUCGUCAUGUAGUGCACUAUAACAAAUGGGAAAACCUUUGUUGGGGUUUAGUGCAGAUGUUUGAAGUUCAGACCCAGAACCAGAGAGUUAGCUACAGAAACAGUUUGUGUGUGUGAGUGUGAGUGUGUGGCACAGAAUAGAGUGGACUGUGUGACACAGCCAUCAAUACCAAAGAUACUUCAAGCCUGCCGAGUUCACACUGGACUUGGGACGUGCACACAAGCAAACACCACACGUAUGCAAACACACACAUGCAGAUUCGCCGACAGGUGCAGAUAUGCUUCUUCGUGCACAUAAACACUUCAGCAGAGCAGCCGUGCUUGCAUGGCAAACACACACACAGAGGUGUUUGUUAUGUGGGAAGAGUUGAGUGCCUUUUUCCUUCAACCAGGGGUUGGACUGCUCUGAACACACACGUACACACACACACACACACACACACACACACACACACACGCUAACACACACACACACACACACACACACAAUCACACACGGUGUUCAAAGUGAAGGGGGGCACACACUGGGUGAAGGGGGAGCAACACUGGAGGGGUCCUCAUGACAUUAAAAAGCCACUUUUGUUCUGAGAGCACUUUUUUUUCACGCAAUGAGGGGGAAAAGAUUGUUUACGACCACAAGAUGUUGUGUGUGGUUUUACAUGCUGGUAAGAUGUCAUCUCACUGAGUCCCCCUCCAUGAUACACACAUGCACACACUCUCCCGCCAGAGAUAUUUUUGUGUAAUUUAUAAUCGGAGUGUAGGUGUGUGUGUGUGUAUCUGGCUGGUUUACAAAUCCCUCUGAUCCUGCUCGUUCAUUGAGUCACAUCUGUAGGCGUAACCUGUCUCAACAAUCAACCAAUUUCAGAAAUUCUCUCAUCUCAUAAAAACACAUGAUGCCCACCGGUGACCCCCAUCCAUCCAAAAACCUCUUCGUUGGUCCCUCUGUCCAGGGUAUCGUCGCAACGAGGCAGGCAUGUGUAGACAAUUCAUCUCGAUAUACCUCAAAUCUUUAUUGUAAAGGUUAUGUAGUGAAACAAUAAUGACAAUGUUUAGCAAUGAGAGUGACAUUAAAGUCACGGCAAAAUGAUUGUUCUGUUUUGUAUUUCUUAAAAGGAGAGUGUGAAGUGUAACCUGUUUUAUGGUUUAACUUUUUUUUUUAGUUAUUGUUUGUAGGUUUGCACGUUGUCCUUUUUGCGCUUAAGAGACUAAAGGAGGAGGAAGAAAUGGGGAGGAAGAGUUUGGGUUAUGAAUGAUCAUACUAUGUGACAAAGAAAAUACAAAAAAGAAAAUAUGAUGUGGUAACUGAGACAACUGUUAAAUGAGACACCAAGGACACACUACGUUCUGAUUUGGCUUUUUUUAUUUGGCUUAUUUUGUGUUUGAAAUUUGUGUCUCCUAUGUGUGUUAAAGUAAUUCCCACAUUAAAAAAAGAGAUCCAACCAAAGCACCUCUGUUAUUAGAGGUGUGACAAGCAAUUCUUUUAUGCAUGGAUACUAUAUAAGUGUAUAUAAACUGCAGGAUGAACUAUACCUCUACAGGUGAAGGAGAGGGGGAGAAACAGGGAACAAAACCCUGACUGGUUAUGGUUUCCAAAUGAUCUUUACAUUCUUUUUUAGCUCUGUCUUUUAUGUGCUGUUUGUGCAUUUGUAUAAAAAAGUGUAUUUGUACGUGUAUCAGCUUCAUCACUGUGUCUCUCUCCCCCUGUUGUAAACCCGCCCUUUGUGUGGAGACGGUCUCCACACUUCCAUGUCUGUAUCUGUACUUACCCCUUGUUUCAUCAUGUACGUGCGAGUGUGAGUUUGUGUGCCAGUUUCUCCGUUUUGUUCCCGUGUUUCAGCUCUAAACUGAAUUCAAUCGGCCCGGCUGUUUGUCUGCUUUAGGAGCCUAAACAAACAGACAGCCGGGCGGCUGAAAUACGGUUUCUUCCAGUGCAUCAAAAUGGCAUCAUUUGCUUUUUUCCUUCAAACAGACCUCAGAGCUCUGGAAGCCCCCAGUGUCGAUGUUCUCUUCCUCUUCCCCUUACCAAUCAAUCAAUCAGUACCAAGUGUCUUUGUGAUGGUAGAAGACAAUCAAUUUCAAAUAGAGCUGAGAGAAAAAAAAAGAAGGAGGGAGAGAGAAAGAGCGAUAGAGGAGGGCAGAACCUGACUGGACAGGAGAGAUGGAAAGAAAGGACGAAGGAUUGCUCUCAGAGAGAUCGGUGUGUGUGUGUGUGUGUGUGUGUGUGUGUGUGUGUGUGUACAUGUGUGGUCACCUUUGACCUCUGCAGAGUGACCUUUACAGUGGGGGCCAAUGCACCCAGGACCCCCCCCUGCCUACGAGGGAGGUGGUGGUGGGGGAUCUGACUUGUUAAGCCGACGUCUAAUCGAAGAUGUUGAUCAAAUGCCUGCACACACACAACACAACACAACACAACACAACACAACACAACGCAACACAACACAACACACACACACAGACACACAGACACACAGACACACACACGCACGCAGAGAUAGAGCCUUUCUUCUGAUGUUCAUCUCCCAGAGAUACAGUGAAUCUGUCAGCUCUGCCUUCAGCCUGUGGAGGUUGAAUCAAGUAAUGGAACAAUUAAUACACCAAGUGAAAACCAGUAUGGGUAAAUUGUGUGUUUUGGCUAAAACAAAUAAAAAAACAAGCAAUUGGCUUUAUGGCGUUUCCUUUUCUGUGUGAUGGUUUCUUACUGUGGUUCUCUGUUGCCA
Molecule: messenger RNA, 6283 nt
Organism: Scophthalmus maximus (turbot)
Lineage: Eukaryota; Metazoa; Chordata; Actinopteri; Pleuronectiformes; Scophthalmidae
Gene: onecut3b
Product: one cut homeobox 3b
Exons: 2
Coding region: 1-1437 (478 amino acids)
Biological process (GO): regulation of transcription by RNA polymerase II
Cellular component (GO): nucleus
Molecular function (GO): RNA polymerase II cis-regulatory region sequence-specific DNA binding; DNA-binding transcription factor activity, RNA polymerase II-specific
Source: RefSeq, a predicted model, not a curated record